GGUGUGGUCAAACGCGCUUUUUGCGUAAAUCUAAACAAUAAAAACAAUAAAAAGGGAGAGCACCUUCGCUGAUAUCGAAAUGUAUAAUUUCAAAGAAAUCAGUUGUUCGCUGAGCAGAUAUUCGACUCUACUUGAUUGUGAGAAACUCCGACACAUUCAGUCGCUUGCGCCGGUAUAUAGAAAUAACCGAGGGCCAAACACAAACCUACUGCUUCAGGUUGCCAAGCAACAGUGCUUUCAAACAAACCAAUGUUAGUUACUAUUCCCUUCAGUCCAAUAAUUGUUGCUUUAGACAGUAAUAAAAUAAGCACAAAUGUCGUACAGAGAAGUGAGAAAUUUGCUCGAAAUGCUACGAGCUUUGGAGUACCCGAACUUGAUAUCGAUGGAGAGCUUUAGAAAAAACAACUUUGCGCUCAUUGCCGACAUUUUGGUGUGGCUUGCAAAACUGUUUGAUCCCGAUACCCACAUACCUCUAGAAAUAUCCACCGAAGACGAUAGAGUUAAAUUUAUUCGAAAUGUUGCUCAAUUUAUGGCUCUGAAAGGCAGCGUAAAGCUGAAUACGAAAAGAUUAUACCAAGCUGAUGGUUAUUCAGUUAAAGAACUUUUAAAAAUAACCACUCUUCUGUACAAUGCACUGAGCACCGAUUUGGACGCUGAAGAUGAUGACGAAAAUAACGAUAGUUUCAGUUUCCGAGAUUUUGACAUUUCCGACAAGGUGAGCGAAUUGAAACUCUCCAGACAACUAGCUAGCGAGAUUACAACGACUGGGGCAACAUUGUUUGAUUUGCUUGGAAAAGAAGUGAACCUAAGAUCGGAACGGCAGAAAAGUAUUGGCAGACAAUUCGAAAUAUCAGAGGUGGAGGAAGGUAUAAAAAAAGCUAUAGAAUCAGUAUCCGCGGAAAUAUCCGAGACGGAGCAGCUGAUUGAAAAUUACACGGCGACGGAAGCGAGCAUUGAUUCAAAAAUAGAGAGAAGAAAAAUUGAAUUGGACAGAUUCGAAAAGAGACUGCAGACGCUUAAGAAAGUCAGGCCUGCAUUUUUGGAAGAAUUCACCACUUUGGAACACGAGCUCGAACAUCUCUUCGUACAGUACUCCGUUCGUCGACGUUGUCUCAACUUGCUGGAAAAGCAGUUCGCGGACUCGGAAAGAAUACAGCUGGAAAAGCAGCUGCAGACCAUCAAGCCGUCUAUUCAGACCGUUCCUUUAGAGAAUCCAGACAGGAUCGAUUCGCUCGUCGACCUUGAAAUCGACCAAGAACAAAGGCCCGGGGCAAUUAACAGACAGGACAGGCCUAGACCAAGUACGGGAGGUCGAAAAUCGCAACGGACUCAGCAAUCUUUCGGAAGCAUGCGACCGCCCAUCUCAGGGAGUCAAUCGUCGUUGGACUUGAGUUCCGACACCGAGACUGACGAUUUAUUCGUAGACAAGGAGGAGCCCGAACUUAUGCACUCAGACGAGGAAUCGUUAGCUCUGGAGUUGUCCGGAAUCGAUCGAAGGGCGCCGACAGUCAGGAAGACCAGUAGCAGGAUGCAGGAACAAAACAGCGACGAUGAUUUUUAGACGAAAAGGAAAAUCACCCAAAGUAUAAUGGAUUAAAAAUUUUAUUCGUUAAUAAAUAAAUAUACGCAUAGAAUAUAUAAAUAAAUAUAAAACGUAAAGCAUAUCACAUAUCACCUAUGUUGGCAGCCUAAUAGCCGGUUACUAAUAUUAUAAUACAUGAAACGCAAAUGGGAUUUGCGAACGUACUAGGGUAGUCAUGGUGACGUCAUAGCAAGUCAGUCAGGUCUUGGUAGUAAAUAAUCUGCAAUAAAUCCUCGGUCAGUCAUUGGUCUUUAUUCUCAGUCUAGUUAUCAGAAAUAUAUUAGUGAUUUUGUCGGGUGAAAAUGUCAAGUCAGAUUUUGCGGAUGAAGAAGAAGAUAUAUUACUGGCGUGAGGAGAGUCCUGAGAACACGGUCUCAAUCGUAUGUUGUCACUGAUAAGGCAUAGUCAUAGUUGCGACGCAACAAUGCUUUUCUUUAUGUCACUAAAUACUAACGUUGUUAAAGGGAAAGCCUGGUUUUAAUUUUGUAUCAUUUGUCUGUCAGUCGUUAGUCUGGACGUUUAAGUUGUGAGUUGGCCUUUUUCUGCGGGUCGAAUCUACCUUUUUUUAAGGGGUUGGAGCUUAGAUGUCGUCGUUGUCAGUCUUUUGUUGGGUAAGGUGUAGAUUUCAGUCAGUCUCGUUUGGUCUAGUCGAUGUUUUUCGAUAUGUAAUGCUUCGCUUUCGUGCCGUCGGUUCUUUCAUAUUAAAGCAAAUGGACGCUUUGACCUAACGUUGUUUCCAAAAUAUCCUUUAACAUUUAAUUACG
Molecule: messenger RNA, 2346 nt
Organism: Cylas formicarius (sweet potato weevil)
Lineage: Eukaryota; Metazoa; Arthropoda; Insecta; Coleoptera; Brentidae
Gene: Cluap1
Product: clusterin-associated protein 1 homolog
Exons: 7
Coding region: 314-1561 (415 amino acids)
Biological process (GO): cilium assembly
Cellular component (GO): intraciliary transport particle B; cilium; centrosome
Source: RefSeq, a predicted model, not a curated record